Molecule: messenger RNA, 4223 nt
Organism: Xiphophorus couchianus (Monterrey platyfish)
Lineage: Eukaryota; Metazoa; Chordata; Actinopteri; Cyprinodontiformes; Poeciliidae
Gene: alp3
Product: alkaline phosphatase 3
Exons: 11
Coding region: 130-1671 (513 amino acids)
Biological process (GO): dephosphorylation
Cellular component (GO): plasma membrane
Molecular function (GO): alkaline phosphatase activity
Source: RefSeq, a predicted model, not a curated record
UAGUCAGUGGUCACAGGCGGCAGAGAUUUUAUGAAUUUAUGGCAUCUUGAUAAAGAUUACUGAGGAAAAGUCACGGAGCUGAUCUUCUGGAAGGCAGCAGUGGUUGAUCUGCAGCUUGAGAAGUUGACCAUGGAGUGGACAAGAGUGGCCCUUGUUGCAUUGGUUCUGCUGGUAACUCUGGGAUUGUCAAGAGCCAAGGUUGAGGAGGAGAACCCCGAGUUCUGGAGGUCAAAGGCCACACAGACUCUACAAUCAGUCCUGGACAGAAAACUGAACACCAAUGUUGCCAAGAACGUCAUCCUUUUCCUUGGGGAUGGAAUGGGAAUUACAACCUACACUGCUGCCCGAAUCCUCAAGGGGCAGCUACAGGACCAGACCGGAGAGGAAACAGUGAUGACCAUGGACACCUUCCCACACGUGGGGCUGGCUAAGACCUACAGUGUAGACUUCCAGAUCCCAGACAGUGCAGCCACGGCCACGGCGUAUUUGUGUGGAGUAAAAACCAACCUGAACACCAUCGGAGUCAGUGCGGCGACUCGCAACGGGGUCUGCAAAACUCAGAAAGGGAAUGAGGUCACCUCCAUUCUGAAGUGGGCCAAAGAUGCUGGUAAGUCUGUUGGUAUUGUAACGACCACACGGGUGCAGCACGCCACCCCAGCAGCUGCCUACGCCCACAGUGCCAGCAGGUCAUGGUACGGCGAUGCAGACAUGCCUGAUGCGGCCAAAAGGGACAACUGCACCGAUAUCGCAUCGCAGCUUAUCGAAAACAUAGACAUCGAUGUGAUCAUUGGUGGAGGCAGAAAGUACAUGACACCUCGGGGCACCAAAGACCCAGAAUACUCCUCGGAUUUGUCUUCCUGGGGCACAAGAAGAGAUGGACGAAACCUAAUCCAGGAGUGGCAGAGCAUGAAAACAGGAAAGGUAGCCCACUAUGUGUGGAAUAAAAGUGAUUUUGAUGCUGUUGACCCUGAAGCCACUGACUACCUCAUGGCUCUGUUUGAACCCGGGGAUCUGCGUUAUGAGGUGGAGAGGGAUCCAAGCACUGAUCCGUCUAUUGUUGAGACCACAGAAAAAGCAAUCCAGAUCCUGCAGAAAAACCCAAGAGGUUUCUUCCUACUAGUGGAGGGGGGAAGAAUUGACCAGGCCCACCACGCCGGCCGGGCCUACAUGGCCCUACAUGAGGCUGUUGCUUUCGAUAACGCCAUCGCCAAGGGCCUCGAACUCACAAAAGAGGACGAAACUCUCACUAUAGUGACGGCCGACCACUCCCACCCUCUGACCUUCAAUGGAUUCCCCUUUCGAGGGCAGAGCAUUCUGGGUAAAUCUCCUCUGUGGGGUACAGACUUUUUACCCUACACCACUCUGAUGUACGGCAACGGACCAGGUCACAAAAUCAUUAACGGCAAGCGACCUGACAUUCGAAAUGUCGCCACAAAAGAUAAAAACUACGUCCAGCUCUCUGCCGUCCCCGUAGACUCGACCACCCACAGCGGGGAGGACGUGGCAGUGCUGGCCCGUGGACCCAUGUCUCACCUCUUCAGCGGGGUCCAGGAGCAAAAUUACAUUGCCCACGCUAUGGGCUAUGCUGCCUGUGUGGGGGCCGACCUGAGGCACUGCAAUGGAGGGUCUAUACCACCUGCGAACUCCAGUAAGAAGUCUGUGGCAGUUUAGACCUCAUCAGCUCUGUUCAGCAGCCUCCUCAGUUUGCUGCUGGCCCUAACCGUGAUCAUGUAAGACCCCCUCCCCAGGUGAAGGAGGGGGCUCUUACACCAGCACAGCUUCAGGAUCGUUGAUGCCAGCAAAGCAUUUUGCUGGCAUCUGAGAGACAGAAUAAGGAGGUGAUAAAAUUUGUUUUGUUAAUCCAUCGGCUGCUGAAGAACUUGCCUCAUCUUCAUUUUUCACUAAUAAAAUAAUUUCUAACUACAAAGUUGAUAUGUCACUAUUAUGAUUAAUGAUCCAUAUGAAAACACAGCUUUUUACUCACAUUAAUAGCUUCACAUGGCUUCAUCGGGGAAAGCCAUUACAUUGUUCAGAUUUCCAACAUCAGAAGUUAAAAAAAUUAUUAAUACUUUACAGCUCUCAGCUAGCACAGGGAACCUUCAUCUUAUAAAUAUCCAAUUUUGAGCUUAAAAUUUAGUUUGUAACCUAAAUAUUGAGCUUGCUCACCAAAUAUUUUGUUUAGAGCUAGGUCUGGGCAAUAAAUCAAUAACAGUAUCGCGAUAGAGGCAUGAGUAAUAUCAAUAAACAAAUCAGAAAUAUGAAUAAACAGUGUGCUUAUUUAUAUUUAUAAAGAGAAGUUUCAAUAGUUUCACUGAACUCUGAUCCAGAACUACACAGCAUUCUGGGGGAUGUAGGCAGAGGAAACGCGUUAGCAGCUCAACUUCUCACAGCGAGCUAAGCAAGGUGGGUGACUUCGACCAACUCACUCAUUUUUGGUUACCCUGCAACAACUUGUUUAGUAAAUUUCAUGGCAGCGGGUUUUGCCACCUACAAUAAACAAUAAAAGCAAUAAAAAUCAGCAGCAUGUCAUAAAAAGGAGUAAAAAGGAUAAAAUCAGCAUAACAGCUCCAGAGGACCAGUUACAGGAACAGGUGAGGUCAUAUCAACGGUUUGGCAGCAUUUCAGAAAUUUAAAACAACAAAAACAAAUCAAUAAUGAUUUCAACUGAUAUGAAAUGCUUAUUUUGUGGUGUGUUUAUCAGCCAUAUUGUCCAGCUAAACAGCAUUUGAGUUAAAUAUUUAUAGUUUGCUAGAUAAUUAAUGUGAAACUGUGACACGAGUAACAUGGUGAACAUUUUAAGAGACAUUCACACAAACAGAGUGGUAGUGUUUGCAUAAAUUUGAGCCUGCAUGAAUACUUCCUCUAAUCCAGAUGUAAAUUUAUUUAAUAUAAACUACAUCUAUGUUACUAAAUAUUUUAUCGAUGUGAUAAAAAUGUACGUAGGAUCAGUAAGUAGUUGGAUUUCGUUUGCAGUAUGUGUAAUUUUCCAAUCUGUGAUGCAACAGGCAACCAAGAAUCACUCCUCGUGGCUUUGAUCCCUUCCUCCAAUAUCCGCUGUGCUAAUUAAGGUUUGAGGCGGCGUGCUUUCAUGAUAUCACCACUGCAGUCCAUUAAUAAUGCAAAAAUAUUUAAAGUCCGUCUAUUUUUAUCUGUGACAGAUUGUGGUAAUUAUUCUGGACAUCUGGUAGGGAUUGGAGUUUGUUAAGCCUGAUUUGGACUCUGUGCUCAUUUAGCCUGGCCAGAGGCCCUCAUCAUGUUUGUUUCAGAUCUCCGUCUUUUACGCCGAGGCUCAAUCAGACAUGAGACAGUGGAGGAAAGCAUCAGAGACAUUUUCAAGGAUGCGUAAAUACGAAAGGAGAGAAAAACAAUGUCUGUUAAGAAACAACAACAAAGCAAAUUAUUCUAGAAAUGAACUGGAUUUCACAUUCAAUGUUAGUCAGUAAAAUGUAUGUACAGUAAGUCUUCGUCUAGUUUUUUCCCCCUUUGCUUUAUUUUCCUGCUUAUUCAUCUUUUUUAUGGUUGAACUCUGAAUAAGCAACAUUCUUCUCAGACAAAACUUCAGCCUCUCUCACCAGAUUUAAUCUACUUCUCAAAUCUAUAAUAGCAUCUUCUCUGAAUUUUGGUCUUAUAAAAAUCCAAACAUUAAUUAGAAAUUUGCUCUUAUCUCCAGCGAUGAGAGCCUGAAGGUUUGGAACAGAUUACUUAUUUGGUCUCCAGCAGGAACCGUGUCAUUUCAUCUCUGCCCUCUAUGAUCCUGUUAAGCCCCAAACUAAUUGGGUUUAAAGUGAUCUUUUAAUUUUACCAACAUGCUUCUUCUGGCUGGAGGUAAAAUGAAUGUUUUGGAAUACUCCAGUCAUGACGGGGCUAAAAAUUAGGGUGAUGGCAUGGAGUCCUUCAAAUCUCAAAAACUUAGAGCUCAUCACCAAAAAUACGCCUUUUAAAAACAAAUGGAAGCAUAAAAAAGACAGACAAAAUAAGUAGAGACAAAAUGCAGUUUUUAAAUGUAGGUAUGACCCACUCAUCUUUGCAGAAUUGCUGUAAUUCAACCACAGGGGAAGGUUUUUGAGCACGUCUAAUUUCACCAGAAAUACAUUAUAUAGGUUGAUCAUAUGAAAUCUCUUCACACCCACAUUUAGAAUUCAGACAUUUUUUCUGUCUAAAGCCAUUGCAUAAUAUCUCUAAUGCUUUAGUGCUGCAUGCAAACAUUUCUUUCUUUCUAAAAA